This is a messenger RNA of Fukomys damarensis (Damara mole-rat), 513 nucleotides long. RefSeq names its product lipopolysaccharide-responsive and beige-like anchor protein. The record is from RefSeq and is a predicted model, not a curated record. The transcript has a single exon. Lineage: Eukaryota; Metazoa; Chordata; Mammalia; Rodentia; Bathyergidae. The annotation marks the transcript as partial.
AUGCAUAAUACAGCUAAUGAAGAAAGGCAAACUGAGCGAGAAAAUCAGGAGUCACCAGAUGAAGCCACUUUGGAAGAAAUACUGACAAAUGAAAUAAAGAACGCAGGUGAUUUAGAAACAUCUGAGGUAGUAGAGCCUGUGACUGUUUACUCUAAUUCUUUAAAAACUACCAGCAAAGACACAUUGACCAUCAGUGAAGUAACUGCUUCCAUAAGCUCGCCUUCUGAAGAGGAUUCUUCAGAGAUGCCAGAGUUAGCAGAAAAGUCUACAGUAGAGGAAGAGGAGGAAGAUGACUAUGUGGAACUGGAGGUAGAAGGCAGUCCUGCUGAGGUAGCCAGUCUGCCCACAGAUCUCCAGAAUAAUGGCUUGUCUCCAGUGGCUUCUGAAGUCAACGAGAGGUCAGGCAUAUUUAGCAAUAACUGCAAAUUAGUAUUUCAAGAGAAAGAACCUGCUACGACAAAGAAAAGUGAUGCUGAAACUCAGGAUUCUAAAGAUUCUGGGUUCCUGACUGUG